Schistosoma guineensis is the source of this 3570-nucleotide messenger RNA. The record is from the annotation of a GenBank genome assembly. Lineage: Eukaryota; Metazoa; Platyhelminthes; Trematoda; Strigeidida; Schistosomatidae.
AUGGAACAAUCUAAUGUAAAUUUAAAACGUAGUUCUGAACUAUCUAAAGAUGAUAAUCAAAUUGAAUUUAUACAAGAUAAUCCAUGUUGUGCUUCUUCUUCAUCUUCAUCUUCUCCUCCUCAAAAUAUAAUAUUAUCAAAAGAAGAACCAAGUGACUUUAAUGAUAAUUCAAUUAAAGGUGAUUUAAUUAUAGAUAGUUUACAAAUAUCUAAUUCGAAAUUAAAUACAAUUUCAAAUGAAGAUGUUCGAAGACAAUCAAGUGUACAUUCUGAACAAACAUUAAAUAUUGCUCAUCAUUUAUAUCCUACAACAUCUUUAUCUCAUACAUCAUCAGCUUUUUCAAGUUAUUUAAGAAUUCCAUCUAUUUAUGAACAAAUGAAUGAAACAGUUGUAUCAACACAUUCAGCUGAUUGGUCAAAAUCAUUACAUAGAUCAAGUUGUUUUAAUACACCACAAAGUUUAAGUGAAGAAGAUCAAAAAUUUACACAAGCAACAGUUCGUGCUGUAUUAGCUGCUAGUGCUAGAGAAUCUCGUACAGCAUUAACUGAUUUACCAUUAGAUUUUUUUACAAAUAAUUCUGAUUUAUCUAAUAUUGAUAAUAAAUUAAAUUCAUUAUCAGUUCAACAAUUAUCUCAUAGAAAUUUAUCUACUGAAAGCGCAUUAAAUAUUCAUAGAUUAAAUUUACCAUCAUCAAAAUUACAUGAUGAAUGUAAAGAACGUCGAACUAAUCGAAAAUUUAGUGCACUUUAUGUUCAUAGUUUUGAUGAUACAAUACAUGAUAGUGUAUUAUUAUUGAAAAGAGAUAAAUCACCAAUUCCUAAUACAUCAUUAAAUUCUAAUAAUAUUAUACUUAAUAGUGCUACUAAUCUAUCUAAUUCUAUACAAUUACCUCAUAUACAAACAUCAAAUAAAAAUAUUAUGAUUACUACUAAACAAAAUCCGAAAUCAUUAAAAAAUUUAGCUAGACAAACAUCACAUUCAAUAAAUAGACCAUUAAAACGUUUAGCUGCUAGUUUUCGUUUAACUAAAAAUAUUAGACAUUCUGCAUCAGUGAAUUAUAAACAACAUUCUUGUACAAAUGUCCCUUUAAAAUCUGGUAUUGUUUCCAGUUGGAAUUCUGUUUCAAAUUGUAUUGAUUCUAUACAAAAUACUUCAAAUACUACUACUACUAAUAAUAAUAACAAUGAUAUCAGUAGUAGUAAUAAUAAUGGGACCAAUAUACGUACACGUAAUGUAAUUCUUCAAACAGAUCAAGAUUUUAUUAAUGAAUUUAAACAUGAUAAAAGUUUACAUAAAGGACAUUUAUCAUUAAAUGAUUCAAUGGAUCAUGAAACGGAUAGUUUAUUAAGUCAAGAUGAUAAACCAGGUGGUAGUUCAUUUCAUUUAAAAGAACAAUUUUUUGCAUUUUUUCAACCAACUGGUAAUAAAUUAGCAAUGAAAUUAUUUGGUACUAAAUUAGCAUUAGAUAGAGAAAGAUUAAGACAAGAACAACAAGGUGAUUGGAUUAUACAUCCUUGUAGUAAUUUUCGAUUUUAUUGGGAUUUAAUCAUGUUAUUAUUGUUAAUUGCAAAUCUUAUCAUUCUACCGGUGGCAAUCUCUUUCUUCAAUGAUGAUCUAAGUAUACAUUGGAUUGUAUUCAAUUGUGUAUCGGAUACAGUAUUUCUAAUUGAUAUUGGCGUGAAUUUUCGCACAGGAAUAAUAAAGAAUAAUUUUGCAGAUGAAAUUAUGCUCAAUCCUAAGGAAAUUGCACGACAAUAUUUGAAAACAUGGUUUCUUCUAGAUUUAUUAAGCUCAUUACCAUUGGAUUAUAUUUAUCUUAUAUUACAUGAUAAUGAAAAUUUUACACAAUUUGUUCACGCUGGCCGUGCACUAAGAUUUCUACGAUUUGUAAAACUUUUAAGUUUAAUACGACUUUUAAGAUUAUCUCGACUGGUUCGUUAUGUUAGUGAAUGGGAAGAAUUUAUUAAUUUAGCAAGUAAAUUUAUUGGGAUAUUUAAUCUUGUUUUAUUACUUCUACUACUUGGACAUUGGAAUGCUUGUUUACAAUUUCUUAUACCAAUGUUACAUGAUUAUCCAGUAGAAAGUUGGGUAGCCAAAGGUAAACUACAAAAUGCUUAUUGGUUUGAUCAAUACACUUGGGCUUUGUUUAAAGCUAUGUCACAUAUGUUAACUAUUGGUUAUGGAAGAUAUCCACCUACCAGUUUAAGUGAAGCAUGGGUUACAGUGAUAAGUAUGGUUACUGGAGCUACUGGAUAUGCUUUAUUUGUUGGUCAUGCGGCAGCAUUAAUACAAUCAUUUGAUUGUUCAAAACGUCUUUACAGAGAGAAAUUUAAACAAGUGGAUGAAUAUAUGGCAUAUAGAAAACUUCCACGUGGUUUACGUAAACGUAUUGCUAGUUAUUAUGAACAUCGAUAUCAAGGGAAAAUGUUUAAUGAAAAUGAAAUUCUCAAUGAACUUUCAGAAUGUUUAAAAGAGCAAAUUAUCAAUUACAAUUGUCGAGCUUUAGUUGCUGCUGUACCAUUUUUCACAUUUGCUGACCAAAAUUUUGUCUCAGAAGUAGUUGUUAAAUUACGUUAUGAAGUGUUUCAACCAGGCGAUUUGAUUAUUAAAGAAGGUACAAUUGGUACAAAAAUGUAUUUUAUUCAAGAAGGUAUAGUGGAUAUUGUUACAAGAGAUGGUGAAGUAGCCACUAGUCUGUCAGAUGGUUCAUAUUUUGGAGAAAUAUGUCUAUUGACAAAUGCUCGCCGUGUAGCAAGUGUUCGAGCAGAGACAUAUUGCAAUGUUUAUUCAUUAGAUAGAGCAAGUUUUUUGGAAGUAUUAGAUAAUUAUCCAUUAAUGCGUCGAACUAUGGAAUCUGUUGCAGCUGAACGUUUAAAUAAAAUUGGACGUGAUCCUUUAGUUGUUAGCAAUCGUAAAGAUUUGUAUGAUGAUUUAAAACUAGUAAAUGAAAUAGUAAAUCAGGCCAUUCGUGAAACAGAUGAUGUACAAAUAGAAGGAGAAACAGAAGAUAGCAUUGAUGAAGAUGGUAUUGAUAAUUGUAGAACUGGUGAUAAUAUGAAUACUACUACUAAUGAUCAUAUUAGUAGUCAAUGUCGUAAUAAUCAUAAACAUAAUCCUAAUGAACGAAAUUAUCAAUUAUGUAAAAAAAUUAAUAAAUUCUCACAUCCAGUGAAUUAUUUUAAACGACGUAAAUCAUCACAUUGGAAUACAUUAUUAUUACGUAAAAGUUCUGAACCUGAAUGGUGGAAUCAUUCAACGAAUAAUCGAUCUAGUACAUCAACUUUAUUCAAUACAAAUCUACGUAAAUGGUAUCAUAUGAAACAAGGUAAAUUAAAUCAUUCAAAAAUCAUUAAGAAAACUAAAAGUGUAGAUCAUUUAAAUUUAUUAAAAGUAACAUCAUCGAAUUUAGUAAAUAAUUGGCAAAUCACAAAAUCAACACCGGUGAAUGUAACAGUUUCUGUCAUUCAUGAUCAUGAUCAUGUAUCAUUGAAAGAGUCAACUAUAUCAAGUGUACCAAUUAAAUUGAAUGAACAAACUAAUGAAAAUGAUCUUCCAAUCAAUAAUCAAUAG